This is a messenger RNA of Ceratitis capitata (Mediterranean fruit fly), 1001 nucleotides long. Its product is annotated as endochitinase A-like. The record is from RefSeq and is a predicted model, not a curated record. Lineage: Eukaryota; Metazoa; Arthropoda; Insecta; Diptera; Tephritidae. The coding region runs from base 193 to 840 and encodes 215 amino acids. The transcript has a single exon.
GUUGUCAAAUCAGUCGAAUGCAAUGCGGCAUAGAGUUUAGUCGGUCUUCGAGUCGGCGAGAAUAUGACAAAAAUAUAACGCGGAUGUAGUUAAGUCGAGAGCAUUCAGAUUACCAAAGGUGGUUCAUAUCUACACGCACACACACACACACACACAUUUGCAGUUACGUAGUGGAUAUACAUAUCGAUCAUCAUGCUGUGGAACGAUCUUUGUUAUAAACUUUACUUUUGGCCAUUUUUGAGUUAUCUGGCGGGUAUCAAAGGAAUUUGCCCAUUCUAUCCAGGUUAUUUUCCAUUAAUCACUUUACCGCCCGGUAUUACAUUGUCAACGCCAUCUACAGUGUCGACAACAACAACGACGACAACAACAACAACAACCGUAACCACAGUACCAACAUUUUCCCCAACACCACCAACAGUUACAACUCUAGCACCGUGUCCGACACAACCGCUCGUCUGUUUGAAUGGUGGCGUACGUCCAAUACCCUAUUGUCCUUGCAUCGAUCCGCGACAAAGUGGUAUGGUAGGGGGUGGAAUGAACAUGGGCGUAACUGCAAUGAUGCAACAGCCGACGAUGGCAGCGUCUGGAGCUUUUGCGACGUCAGGUGGCGCUGAUCCCAUGACUUUUAUGCCAGUCAAUACUCAAACGAAUCUGCCACAAGGCCCACAGCCACAAGCAGGUGUUGGUGGGGGUGCGAGUUUUUCCAAUUUUCCCUUAGCCGCACGAAGUGGCAUAACAAAUCCGCCUAAUUUAGGACUUUCGCCUGGACCAAUCGGCUCGGAUAUGAUGAUUUUCAGUUCGCUAGGUGGUCGUCGUCGGCGUAGGAGAAGGAGAAAGUGAAAAGUGUUUCGUUGUUAUUUAAAAAAGUUAAUUAUUACAGUUUUUCUUUUUCAAAGGUUUAGUUUCAAUAAAAUAUCAUUUUAAUAUAAUUGACAUUCUUGUUGUAAGCAUAAACUUUAAUAAGGUUUAUAAAUUAUGUAUGUAAAUCGACAACUCUUUCA